Molecule: messenger RNA, 1179 nt
Organism: Momordica charantia (bitter melon)
Lineage: Eukaryota; Viridiplantae; Streptophyta; Magnoliopsida; Cucurbitales; Cucurbitaceae
Product: F-box-like protein
Biological process (GO): protein polyubiquitination; SCF-dependent proteasomal ubiquitin-dependent protein catabolic process
Cellular component (GO): SCF ubiquitin ligase complex
Molecular function (GO): protein binding
Source: RefSeq, a predicted model, not a curated record
UCAAAGCCUGCGCCUCGAGUCCUCGUCGAGUUCAGCGUACACCGCGCAGGAGUUUGCCUCGUCGAAUCCUCGAGUUCAAUCUGUAGUUUGCCUUGUCGAUUUUCUACUUCCGAUGAAAUUGAUCGUUCGACGGAUUCAUAGAUUAAAUCUCGACUGAGAAUUUUGUGCGGUGAAGGAAGAGAACCGAGAGCAAUCGGAAAUGGGGUUUCUCCAUCUUCCCAUUGACGUUGCCCUGAAAAUUGCUUCUUCCCUCCAGGCAUCGGACAUUUGUGCUUUGGCCUGUUGCUCGCGGUUGUGUAGGGAAAUCUGCGAUCUCGAUUGUCUGUGGGAAUCUCUGGCGAGAGAGAGAUGGCCGUAUAUCAAUGCUUCUUCGUCUUCUGGUUCGUCUUCAUCAACUCUCGCGAAGCCUCCCAUCUCCACGGGAUGGAGAAACUUUUACAUCCGGAAGCAUAUUGAGAUAUCAGGAAAAGCUAAAGCAGCUGUCAAGUUUAUAGAACAAUGUUCUCCUUCGACCCCGAUCGAGGCUGGAGACUAUCAUAGAGCAAUUGCAGGCUUGUGGGAUUUGAAGCUCAGUUUUGUAGAUGUUCAAAUGGUGCUUUUCAAACCCCAGCUUAAUGAGCUGCUGAACUUGGUUGGCUUACACUACUGUAAAAAUUGGCUUCAAGUCCCUCUUCUGGCAGGCAAAUCAAGUCAUGGAAGCACUUCUAAGUCACAAGAUUUCAGAGAAGCAUGUAUAUGUGAAAUGGUGGAAGCUGGGAAGAUGGUUUUAUGGCUUCCGCAUGAGAGACGAACAUCAGACUCGUCGAGUCUCUCUGGCCGAACUUAUAGCCGCAGAAGGGGAGGAUAUUCUCGGGGUGCUUAGCCGAGGUGCUGUUCACGAGGUACUCCGGGUUCAGAUUGCUGCAGUGAAUUUGCUAUUGCAGCUGCCUUUGAAUGCAUAAUCAAUCUCUAAAGAGCUCCAGGAAAAGUAGCAGUGAAUCAAAAGGGUACGCCUUUGUAAGCUUCAUCGUGAUCAUUAGGCCCGUUUGAUAAUGUAUCGGUUUCUUGUUUCUUGAACAUUUUUAAUUUUUAGAAACAGAAGCAUUCGAGCACUAUUUUUGUUUUUUAUUUCUCAUUUUUAUGGAACAUUCUCAAACUUACGUAGAAAUCUGUAAACAGCACAGUAAAGUUUCUUGUUAA